AUGGUCUCAUCGGUCUCAAUUUUAUUCUCAUUGUGCCUUGUCACUUUCGUGAAUUCGCAUCGUAUCCUUGUGUUAGUGGAUAAUCUGAACAUUCGUGAAACGCAUUCGAUUUUCCUCAAAUCGCUAGCAGAAAGGUCCCAUAAAUUAACCGUAAAAGCUGCCGAUGAUCCGUCUUUGGCAUUGACGAAACAUGGUGAAAGAUUGUACGAGCAUUUAAUUCUCUUCGCCCCUGGAGUUGAUGAAUUUGGCGGUUCGGUGAAUGUCGCGGAAAUAACGGCGUUCAUUGAUGGAGGUGGUAACGUGCUCAUAGCCGCAGGUGCGCAGAUCGGUGACGCACUCCGAGAUCUGGCUACAGAAAUCGGAUUCGAAUUCGAUGAUGACAAAACAGUGCUUAUCGAUCAUCUCAACUAUGACACUUUACUGGCAAGUCAAGAUGAUGGUGAGCAUACGACGAUAGUCGCGCAGCCAUCGCAGUUAAUGUCUGCACCAGCAAUUGUGGGCUCUCCAUCCGUUCAUGCACCUGUGCUAUUCAAAGGCGUUGCUCUGGUUGCCGAUAAAACGAAUCGUUUACGUCUAGAGCUGCUUACUGCUUCUACAAGCGCUUACUCUUUCAAUCCACAUAAUAAAAUUGAAGAGUAUCCAGCUGCAAUCGGUCGUUCAGCGAUAUUAGUCGGUGCGUUGCAAGCUCGCAAUAACGCACGUGUUGUUUUAACGGGUUCGUUGGAGAUGUUCUCUGAUGCGUUCAUCAACGCCAACGUCAACAAGGUUGGCUCAACUUCAAAACCAUCAAGAAGUGGUAACUUGCAAUUGAUAACUGAAUUAAGCAAAUGGGUCUUGAUGGAGAAAGGUGUGCUGCGUGUUAAAUCAGUUACACAUCAUCGUGUUGGUGAGAAGACCCCUCCACGAGAAUACACGAUUUUGGACGAGGUGGAUUAUGAGAUCGAUAUAGAGGAGCUGAAGGCUGGAAAAUGGGUACCGUUCAGUGGUAGUGAUGUACAACUGGAAUUUGUACGCAUUGAUCCGUUCGUGAGAACAACUCUCAAGAACAAAAAUGGUAAAUUGAAAAGUCAGUUCAAACUGCCUGACGUAUAUGGAGUGUUCAAAUUUGUGGUCGAUUAUCACCGCGUUGGAUACACGCAUUUGUAUGAUGUUCGUCAGGUAUCUGUUCGACCGUUAGAGCAUACCCAGUAUGAACGUUUCAUUCGAAGUGCAUAUCCGUAUUAUGCGUCUGCAUUCUCGAUGAUGGUUGGCCUAGUGCUGUUCUCGUGUGUUUUCUUAUAUCACAAGAACGUUAGCAAGGAUAUCAAAAAAGAUUGAUGAAUUGACACAUUAUUUAUGUUAGUAUCGCUCAUGUUUGUGUGUUUCGCUCUAAUAAAAUUAUCGUUGUUAAGAGUUCGUUUGUAAGAGAAUAUAUUCUUUAUUCUAAAGUUAGGGAUAACAGCUGUUGUUAUUAUUAAAUUGCCUUAUCAAAUUCCCCUGAAGAUGAACUGUUAUUUGUUGUCGAAGUUCUGUUAAAAGGUAUUGUUUUGUGAUUAAGUAGUCAAAAUUUUUGUGUAUUGUGGUGAUGUUUCGUUGGAUGUCGUAAAAGAUUCAGUUGAUUUCUUUUUAAUCAUACACUCGAAAUAAAC
Messenger RNA from Anisakis simplex (herring worm), 1628 nucleotides. NCBI's taxonomy places the organism in Eukaryota, Metazoa, Nematoda, Chromadorea, Rhabditida, Anisakidae. The record is from the annotation of a GenBank genome assembly.